Messenger RNA from Salvelinus sp. IW2-2015, 1527 nucleotides. RefSeq names its product histidine triad nucleotide binding protein 2 (gene hint2). The record is from RefSeq and is a predicted model, not a curated record. Gene Ontology annotation, cellular component: mitochondrion; cytoplasm. Gene Ontology annotation, molecular function: hydrolase activity. Lineage: Eukaryota; Metazoa; Chordata; Actinopteri; Salmoniformes; Salmonidae.
GCAGACAUCAUAUCCGGUAAGAUUGCAACUCUCCAAACGGAAUUUGMACAGUGCACUCAUAGCUAUGAAUUUUCGCCAACUUUUGCCGACACAAUGCUUCAGGAAAAGUGUUUCCCAUUCACGCAUUUUUCGCCUUGCAUGCCGAGCAGAGAGACACUUCUGCACAUCAAACACAAAGAAUGACGAGGUGCGUCUUGCUGAAGAAGCAAGGAAGAAAUAUGGAUCGCCAACUAUCUUUUCCAAAGUGAUUGACAAAAGUAUUCCUGCAGAUAUCAUUUAUGAAGAUGAUAAGUGUUUAGCUUUCAGAGAUAUCAGUCCACAAGCUCCUGUGCAUUUCCUGGUUAUUCCAAGGGACCCUAUCCCAAAAAUCAGUGAAGUUAAAGAUGAUGAUGCUGAGCUGUUAGGUCACCUCCUAGUGGUUGCAAAAAAUGUGGCGAAGAAAGAGGCAUUGCACGAAGGUUACAGAGUGGUGAUCAACGAUGGGAAGCAUGGUGCCCAGUCUGUAUACCACCUUCACAUCCACGUCCUGGGAGGCAGACAGCUGAACUGGCCUCCAGGUUAACAGAUGGACUUCCUGCCUUAGAGGGGUUAGUUUCAUGUUAACCUUAAAGAGCAACUGCCCCAAAAAAACAACUUCUCAUUUAGAAAACUCGAUAUGAGUCGGAAACAUUAUUCUACUGUCAAAAUUGACUACAUUGUGUAAAUAAGAUCAUUGUGUUCAUAAAGUCCGUCUCAUCCAAAAAUAUUUUUGUGACACUUGUGGUCAGGAUUGCAUCACAAUGUAUAUUAAGAUUGGGUUUGUUUCAAUCCUGCCCAAAUUCCCACAUCUGGCAGCACCCAUGAAGUAAUCAUCAAUUAGGAGCUUAAUGCCCAUGGUCAAUUUGGGUUGACUAUGGAUAUCCAAAUGGGGCUAGUUACGGACAAUCAGUAAAUUACACAAUGUACAUGGGACAAUACGUUAAAAUUCCAAUAGCUCCAAAUGUCAAUGACUUAACCUCAAACCAACUAUAAAUUGUAGAAAUUCAUAUACAAAUAUUGAAAGCAUUUAAUGAGAACUUAAAGGUGUGCAACAUGAAAAUAUUUUCAUUUACAUUGUGUAAUUUAUUGAUGGUCGCUAACUAUCCCCGGAGAUAUGUUAUCCAAAGUCGAGCCAACUUUGCCACAGUUGCACACCAGCUGGCUUAAGCUAAUUGGCUAAAUAAUUUGGCUAACUCUUCCCACCUGCGAACACACACGAGACAACCACACCCGAAACCAACUCAUGUUUGAAUUCAGUCAUGGCCACUAGCAUUUCAUAAUGAACCAAAUUUAAAUUGAGGACCAAAACAGGAAGUGCAGUAACCCUUUAACCUCUGUCACAUACAAAUAUAAUGAAGCUCUUCAGUCUGACUAUUUGAUUUUUUCCCAAAGUUAAAUAUUUUCAUCCUAUUUAACUAUUGUGUAAUGUGAUAUGUUGAUUGAUGUAAGUGUACAGUUUGCCUGUAUGUACAAAUAUGGAAUAAAACAAAGUUGUGUGAAUGAUUUCUA